AUCCCGAACCAAUGUGCGCACUACGUGUACCGGCCAUGGCUGCCACUGGCUUUGCCGCACAAUCGAUUCUCCGAAGAGUAGUUCCCUCAUUUCUAUCUACUCGCCCCACCAGGGUCGUCGGAGACUUCUUUUCCGGUACAAACCUCAUCCUCCGAACACCUCUACACCCCUCAGCUUUUGGAAUAUGCAGCCUACCACAGGCUAUUAAGGGUGAUGCUGAUAUUUUACUGAAAGGAGUGGGAGAUAAGAACACCAUUGAAGAUGUGAAACGUAUUGUUGAACUGGUACUUAUACAUCUACCAGACCAAUCACUCUCCUCUCAAUUAACAGCAAAACGGGCAUCAUUAAGACGAGAAGUUUUACAUACUGAUUUUCUGACUCCGCCUGUCUUAAAAGAGUCAAUGCUAGUCUUAGAAAGGUUAGCUGAUCUCAAAACAGUUGCACAAGGAGGAUACCCAGAGGCCGAACGAUGUCGACUCUCAGUUGGACACGCAGAGGCAUUAACAAGUGAUCCAGAUAAUGUUGCAGCCUUGAGUAUUUCAGGGAACUUUUCAUUUCAACCUUGUUCUCACGGUGAUUUCCUUGGUGCAAUCCUUGGUACAGGGAUUGCAAGGAAUAAGCUGGGAGAUAUACUCUUGCAGGGUGAAAAGGGAGCUCAUGUUCUUGUUGUUCCAGAACUUUCUGACUUCCUUGUAUCAGCAUUGGACAAGGUUGGAAAUGUUUCUGUCUCUUGCAAGAAGAUUCCAUUGCUUGCCCUUGAAUAUGAACCACCAAGUACAAAGUCCUCAAAAUCCAUUGAGGCAUCAUUGAGACUUGAUGCUGUAGCUAGUGCAGGAUUCAAAGUUUCACGAACUAAAAUGGCCAGUUUGAUUAGUAAUGGAGAUGUUCGUGUCAAUUGGAGCACCGUGACAAAAAGCAAUACUACCAUUAAGACUGGAGACAUGAUAUCAGUUAGCGGAGAAGGAAGACUUAAAAUUGGAGAAAUAAGCUCCACAAGGAAGGGAAAGUUCGCUGUUGAACUCAUCCGGUAUUUGUAAAGCAUGAAGUUAUUUGGCGAUAUUGAUUCCAACAACUUAAAGGCUGCUAUUGAUACUUAUCAAGCCCUCAUUUGCCAUGCCACCGCACUCCCUAACCAAAGGCAACUUCGUACCAGGGGUAACCCGAGACCUUUGAUUAAGGAUGAAGUACUUACUAUUCCACCACAAUCCUUGUUGCUCAUUUGUUACCUUAAGAUGUAAAUAAUUCAAGCCUAGACAUCUGAUCUUUGAAACAAAUGUGAGUGUAAGGAGUUGAGCUAUUAACACGGGCUGGCUCGGAUUGAGCGGGCUAUAGAUUUCAACGGCCUAGCUCAACCCAACUAUUCAUUUGAAAGGUCCUCCAAAAUACUAGUUCAAUUGAGCUCUAAGCGGGCAAGCAUGUGAGCUAGCACUAAAUUUUAUUUUUUCAGAAAAAUCUAUGAGAUAGUUAUUUUUUAGGAAGAAAUCUUUUAAAUGUGCUUGUGUAUCAUUAUUGUUGUUUUAAAUGUUAAAGAUUAAAGAAUAAUAUGUAUAAAAAACUAUAUCCUUAUUUGUUAAUUUUA
Messenger RNA from Solanum verrucosum, 1579 nucleotides. RefSeq lists its product as uncharacterized. The coding region runs from base 12 to 1037 and encodes 341 amino acids. The transcript is spliced from 10 exons. Gene Ontology annotation, molecular function: RNA binding. The record is from RefSeq and is a predicted model, not a curated record. NCBI's taxonomy places the organism in Eukaryota, Viridiplantae, Streptophyta, Magnoliopsida, Solanales, Solanaceae.